AAGAAGGAAAAACCGAACAUGUGUUCGCAUCCAUUGCAAUUUCGCAAAUUCAAUUGCCCCACAAAACCGAUUUGAGCCCUACCCAUAAACUUCUGCUUUCUGGAUCGAGCGUAAUUCUUCAUACUCCCAGAAUGAACAGUUCGAUCCGAUUAAGAAUCAUGAAAAGCAUAAACCGAAGGGUCGAACGCCAACGAAGAGAGACGGAGAUCAGUCCCAAGAUCCAGUUUUUAUCAUACCUUAAACAAGCCGAAGGAUGAUGAGAAAUCUCAGGCCUUUGUCCUCGUUGUCGGUCCGGUUCAGAAAAUAGUCGGCCGCCGGCCGGCCUAACCGGCGUCUGACCUUCUCCGGCUUGGGAUCCAGGUGACUGAAGCUUCCGGUUCUCCGCACCGUAACCCGGCCCAUUUGGGAAUUAUCGGCGCGAGUUGACCGGAUCAUCCGGUGAAACCCGAACUAAUUAAGCGAAACCACGCUCCCUGACCGCUGCCCUAACCGGUCCAUCCGGUUAACCAUCGAUUCUCAUCUCUUCUAUAUAUAAUAGGCUCACGAAACCUCCCCAACUCGGUCCCUGUCUCUCUUUAGCCGCUCGCUCUCUCUCUCUUUCAAAGCACAUCAAGGAUUAAUACAAAGUAAGUCCAAUUCCCUCCCUUUCUCGUCCUAUUCAAUCUUCGUUUUGCUGAAUAGAUUUUGUGUAAUUCAAAGCAGUAGAUUUGGGUUUUGUCACAUGCCGUAUUGCGGUUCAAGGGUCUUCAUUAUUUUGCUUAAUUUCGAAUGAAAGAGAGUUCUUUUUCGGAGUAGCCAUUGGACAUAUGCAAAGUUCUUGAGGGGUCCCGAGUGCACGAGGCUUGCUGCUUUAGGAGGGUCGUAUUUGUAUGUAUCCUCCCCUUCGCCGUUUUUUGCAAAGACGCUCUGUUUCCGCAUAUGUAAAAUUGUUAAGGUAGAAAAAUGACAUCUGGGUUGGAGCCUGUGCAGCUUACUCCGCAGAAGCAUGACCCGGCAUGGAAGCACUGUCAGAUGUUUAAGAAUGGGGAGAAGGUUCAGCUCAAGUGUUUGUACUGUGGGAAAAUCUUUAAGGGUGGUGGGAUUCAUAGAAUUAAGGAGCAUCUUGCUGGGCAGAAGGGUAAUGCGUCGACCUGUCUAAGAGUUCAGCCCGAUGUUCGCCUUCAGAUGCAGGAGAGCUUAAACGGUGUUGUGGCGAAGAAGAGGAAGAAGCAGAAAAUUGUGGAAGAGAUGUCGAAUUUCAAUCCAUCCACUGGUGAGGUAGACGCUUUUACCAAUCAGUGCGGUUUGAAUACUGAAGUUGCAUUGGAUGCUGUUCCUGAAACAGUUGAACCGAGUUCUACUUUCUUGGUGAAUCGAGAAGAAGAGAUGAAUAACAAAGGUGGAGGUAGGAGAAAGAAAGGCAGAAUAAGAAAAGCCUCUCUUUCUGCAAAUCCUAGUUCGAAUGCUUUAAUUACUGUCAGCAAUACUGCAGUUGGUGCAAAAAGGGCAAACAAUCAAGUUAGUAUGGCAGUAGGACGGUUCCUUUAUGAUGUUGGAAUCCCUUUGGAUGCAGCGAAGUCGGUCUAUUUCCAACCAAUGAUUGAUGCCAUUGCUUCUCAAGGAAUGGGAGUCGUAGCUCCCUCUUAUCAUGAUCUUCGCAACUGUAUUUUAAAGAGUUCGCUUCAGGAAGUGAGGAAUGACACUGAUCAAUGUGUGGUGACAUGGGCGAAGACCGGUUGUUCUGUCUUGGUUGAUGAAUGGGUCUCUGAGAAUGGUAGAACGAUAGUGAACUUUUUGGCAUAUUGUCCUGAGGGAAUAACAUUUUUGAGGUCUGUGGAUGUUUCUGACACUAUGAAUUCCCCAGAUGCUCUUUAUGAAUUGCUUAAGGAAGUGGUAGAAGAAGCUGGAAUCAGGAACGUGUUGCAACUGAUCACUCAUUCUGAAGAGCGAUAUUCUGUUGCUGCAAAAAGAUUGACCGAAGCAUUGCCUACUGUUUAUUGGACUCCUUGUGCGGCUCAUUGCAUUUAUUUGAUUCUUGAGGAUUUUAAAAAACUUGACUGGAUAAAUGUAAUAUUCGAGCAAGCUAAAUCCAUGUCAAGAUUUAUAUACAACCACAGUGUUGUAUUGAAUAUGAUGAGAAGGUAUACUUUUGGUGUUGAUUUAGUUGAUGUAGGAGCUACUCACAUUGCAACAGACUUCACAACCUUAAAUAGAAUGGUAAAUAUCAGACACAAUUUGCAAUCAAUGGUUACUUCUGAGGAGUGGAUGGAGUGUCCGUAUUCAAAGAAGCCAGAGGGACUUGCGAUGUUAGAUCAUAUCAGUGGUCAGUCAUUUUGGUCCUCCUGCAUGUUAAUUGUCUGUUUGACCGAUCCACUAUUGCGACUUUUGAGGUUGGUUGGCAGUGAGAAGAGGCCUGCAAUGGGGUAUGUUUAUGCAGGAAUUUAUCGAGCAAAAGAAUCGAUUAAGAAGCAAUUGCCUGAAAGGAAAGAUUAUUUGGUUUAUUGGAAUAUUAUAGAUAAAAGGUGGGGGCAACUACAAAGUCAUCCUCUUCAUGCUGCAGGUUUCUACCUCAAUCCUAAGUUCUUUUUUAGUAUCGAGGGGGAUCUAAACCAUCACAUUAGAUCGUCUGUGUAUGAUUGCAUAGAGAAGUUGGUUCCCGACCCAAAAACCCAGGAUAAGAUAGUGAAAGAGAUAUCCUCCUACCAUAAUGCUGUAGGGGAUUUUGCGCGGAAGAUGGCAAUCAGAGCCAGAGAUACUUUACUCCCUGACGAAUGGUGGUCAACGUAUGGUGGGGGCUGCCCAAAUUUGGCUCGUUUGGCUAUCCGUAUUCUAAGCCAAACCUGCAGUUUGAUGGUGUGUAAGCCAAACUGGAAUACCAUUCGACAAAUGCAUGAAGCAAGGAACUGCCUUGAGAGUCAGAGGCUUACUGACCUUGUUUUUGUUCACUACAACUUGCAAUUGAAACAAAUGGCCCGAAACGAAAAAGAACAGGAUGCAAUCGAUCCCAUUUCCUUGGAUAACAUAAGUAUCGUUGGAGACUGGGUUGUGGCCAAGGAGGGAUGGUCAGAGGGCGUUGGGAACCGGGAUUGGAUGGCAGUUGAUCCGCCCUUGGGCAACACGGUGCUACUGGGACCGUCAACUGAUGAUGUGGAGGAGUUAGGUGCAGGUUUUGAUGACUACGAAAUUUUUCAAGGAGUGAAAUGCGAAGAAGAGGAAAAUGGGGAAGAGAGGACAGGGGAGUGAGCUAGCCCAAUGUAGCAAGCAAAACUCUUUCUUCUUUAUUUGUUAUGCAAUGAUGGGGGGAGGGGAAGGGGUUGUUUUUACUCUCCGGAGAAUGUGCUGCUCCUGCUUAGAAGGUGAGUGUUGCUUUGCAGACUGCAUAGUGGUAUUAUAAACGACGUCGUCCUCCAGUGCAUAAGGCGCCCAACUUUGCCUUUCCAUGCAUGGUAAUAUACCCGGAAAUUGAGUAAGCCCUUUAAAGGAUAAGGAUGCUUGCUUUGCUAGUGUAGUAGUAGUAGUAGUAAUAGUAUGUACAUCAUUAUGGCUAAACACUAUGAAUUUAUGGGCUUCAAUGUUUUUUGGAGUCUCUGCCUGUUGAUGAAGUUCAAGCUCUGAUUAGUAUCUACUUUGGCCACUGGAUCAAAACAUUAUUGGCUAAUGCAUUUUGUACUCUACAUAUCAUCAUAUAAACAUAAGA
This is a messenger RNA of Diospyros lotus (date-plum), 3676 nucleotides long. RefSeq lists its product as uncharacterized. The coding region runs from base 943 to 3222 and encodes 759 amino acids. The record is from RefSeq and is a predicted model, not a curated record. Gene Ontology annotation, molecular function: protein dimerization activity; DNA binding. The transcript is spliced from 4 exons. Lineage: Eukaryota; Viridiplantae; Streptophyta; Magnoliopsida; Ericales; Ebenaceae.